AUGCUUUUAAGAAAGGUUUUCUUGCGCGUAGAAUACGAUCUCUUCAAGCGUAACGGAACGUGCCGCGCGCUGCACGCCAGAGCCGCAGCGACAGUGCAUGCACCUGCAGGAGAGCGCGACGAACGCGUCUACGCGUACCUGGCACGCGCUGCAGAGGGAAACCCGUUCAAAGAUGCGCUUCGCAUUCUCCAGACGACGCGUGGAGAACCUUUGACGCUGACGACGAGUCAAUUGAAUCGUCACGUGCGAGCACUUGCCGCCGGUUUGCGAGGCGAGCUCGGCCUCCUUCCAGGCGAUCGUAUCGCAAGUUGGUUGCCGUCAGGUAGUGCAGAGUUUAUCAUUCUCGCACUGGCUAGCGCUGCUUCCGGACUGGAGCUCGUUUCGCUCCCACCGCCGAGGAGGAUCCUGCGGACGUCAUCACCGCUGCCGCCCAAGGAUGACACGAACACUAGCGCGCAGGACGGCGUGGUGGACGACAUCACACUCGAGCGCGCGCUGCGAAUGCUUCAAAAGUAUCCACCUCGGGGUCUCAUCUGUUGGCAUGAUUACGAAGUUAUCCCGCGUGCAGUAGCUGCCCGAAUGCCGUCCCCGGAGCGUGUCGCACCAGCAGGGAGCACGCUGAGCAGUGUGCUGUAUGAUAAUUUGGAUGUGCCGGUGCAGCUCGUGCGUGCACUAUUCCUGGCUCCACCGACGGCUGCAGCUGAGCGCUCACCCGUAACCUGCGAUAGUGCUGGAUUGGCAGGAUUUACGCCGCUCACAGGUCAUACCAUACGGCCGCAACCUGCAUUGGUGCCGCAGCAGCUGGAGUUUGUCGCGCAUACCGGUCCGGAGAAUCUGCGCACGCUACUACGCUAUCGCAAUAUGCUCGUGUACGAUGCAGAUCCGCAUCCUCUGGAGGAUAAUCUCAAACAUAGUCACGAAAAGUUGGGCACAUUCAUUUUCUGCGAACCGGAAGCAGGCCAAGAUGGUAGCACUGGGCAUUUCGGUGCAGGGAAAGAUUGUUACGUACAUCUGGAUGAGAUGGCGAUCUUAAAGCACGCCCAAACCUUGGCUCAGAAACUGGGCGGCAUGCACGCCGAUCACGGAGAUGUUGCCCAUGGACGGGUCGUGCUCUCGCCCAGAAACCGCGAGCGCGCACAUCGUGUCAUGAUCACCGGCCUCUUUGCAGCGCUAACGAACGGAACCCUCGCCAUAGUGCCCUCCUAUGAUGCAAACGCGGAGCUGGGCUCAAGCAUCGCCGAAAAGCAAGGCGGCACACUGCUCGUACACGAGCUGUCCCAAUCGUAA
Molecule: messenger RNA, 1287 nt
Organism: Cyanidioschyzon merolae strain 10D
Lineage: Eukaryota; Rhodophyta; Bangiophyceae; Cyanidiales; Cyanidiaceae
Exons: 1
Coding region: 1-1287 (428 amino acids)
Source: RefSeq, a predicted model, not a curated record